This is a messenger RNA of Chara braunii, 1455 nucleotides long. Lineage: Eukaryota; Viridiplantae; Streptophyta; Charophyceae; Charales; Characeae. The record is from the annotation of a GenBank genome assembly.
ACAGCGGUGCGUGCCAAUCGAGCGUUAUUGGCAGUUUGGAGAGAGUACUUCUCCAAGUUGCUGUAUGGGGAUAUGAAGGAGAGAUCCAUGGACACCAUACCCCUUCCUGCCGCAAAGGCAGCUGGCCUGCAGAUUGUGAUCCGCUACGUGCACGGUCAUCCGUUCGGGUGGGGCACUGGCAGUUGCUGGGAUGACCUGAUCGAAGCGUACUGUUUGGCGUCCCAGUAUCAGAUCAACGGCUUGUGCGAAAGGAUCUUACUAUUGGUGUGCAGAGUUGCCCAUCCUCGAGAGCUCGGCGAUCUGCUAAAUGCAGCGAUCCCACGGCAAGCAGAGGAAGUCCUCAACGCUGCUGUGCAAGUACUGAAUGAAGUUUGGGCCUUUGAGUCAAAAUCAUUCCUGGGUUGGAGCAAGGAGAGCAUCACCUAUUGCCUGGAGAAUGUGACAUUCUAUCCGAACGUUACGGAGACGGUGGUCGCAGAGGCAGUUCUUUGUGCCACCACAUCUGGGACCUGGAGUGCUGGUGUUGUUGAGCCAAAAACCACUGAGUCAGACAUUCCAUCUGGGAACUGGUGUGGUGGUAUUCAGCAAAACGCCGCUCACAUUCCAUCCGGCGGGAAUCGGCGUGCUGGUAUCGUCGAGCAAGGCGUUGGUCACAUUCCAACUGGGAACGCGUCGCAAGCUGGUGGUAUUCAGCCAAGCACCGCAGCUCACAAUGCCAUUCCAUAUGGUUACUUGCAACAGUGGCAAGCUGUUAUUCCAUUCGGUUACGAGCAUCAUGAGCAUCAUGAUGCUGUUUUUCACGGAAACACUGAAGCAGCUCCCAUUCCAUUUGGUUAUGGGUGUGAUGGUAUAAUUCAGCAAAACGCCUCUCACCUUCCAUUUGGCAACCGGCGUGCUGGUUUUGAGCAAAACACCGCGGCGGCGCGCUUUUCGUUUGGGAACUGGCGCGCUGGUCUUAAGCAAAACACUGGAGAAGCAGCAGCUAAGGAGGCAGAGAAACCUGUUGUGCCGCGGAUAGUACACGCCUGUAAAAAAGCGUUAAGGAACUGUGCGGCCGCGGAUGGAGAGGAGUCAGAGGACCUGGUGGGGUGUUCAUUGUCCAGGUAGGACUUGCAGGCAAUACUGGAAUGCCACAUCAACCUUGCAUUCCUUGAUCCUUCAUUUCUGAUGAAGAAGAUUGAACCGUUGGAAAUCAUACGGCCAGAGGUACUUGCGGCAGUUUACAGAGUACAAUGUCAUGCGAUCUGCUGCUCACGAGGACUCUCGACCCAGUCCAUCGUCACAAUACCCUGGCGUUCUCUAGUUCCCAGGGUGUCAUUUGCAGCUGUAAAGGUAGGCCAGGAGGGCACUAUCCAGAAGUCAUACUCUCAGGUCUCGCUUCCAACGCUUUGGCAGGCUGAAUCGGAUGUCAUCGUGUCGGACGAGCUGCCGCAGCGCGUACGAUGCACAACAGCC